Molecule: messenger RNA, 1660 nt
Organism: Elaeis guineensis (African oil palm)
Lineage: Eukaryota; Viridiplantae; Streptophyta; Magnoliopsida; Arecales; Arecaceae
Source: RefSeq, a predicted model, not a curated record
CCUUAUUUUCCCCAACCCUCUUUUAAUUAAAAAAAUCCCCGACCUCACCCUUUCUACCCUCCCCCCAAAAAUCUUUAAUUUAUUAAUUUUUAAAAUCAGGAAUAAAUGCCCAUAUUUCUCCCUCUCCCUCUCUUCCUCCUCGUCUCCUCCACUCGAACUCCCUCCGAUCCCAAACGGAAAACAAAACCCUCGCACCGCCCUAAUCCUUUUCGUCCCCGAUCCAAAACCCUACCUUUGAUCCUCCUAUGUCAAAUCGGAGUCUCCGCCGCCGCCGCUCUCGCCGUUUCCGCCACACGAUCUGAUAUCAGCUCGAGGUCGAAGGGAGGAGCAGAAAUUUAGGGUUUUGGGGGAUAUUUUUGGGUGGAGAUGGGAGGGGUGACGUCGGCGGUGGCGGCGAAGUUCGCGUUCUUCCCGCCGAGACCGCCGUCGUACGGGGUGGUGGUGGUCGACGAGGCGGCGGGGCGGCUGGAGAUGACGGAGGUGCCGCGGCGGGAGAACGUCGAGGUCCGGCGGCUGCGGACGAAGCGGGGAACGGCGAUUGUCGCGAUGUAUGUCACCAACCCCGCGGCGAGACUCACCGUGCUCUACUCCCAUGGCAACGCUGCUGACCUUGGACAGAUGUACGAGCUCUUUACUGAGCUCAGUUUCCACCUCCGUGUCAACCUGAUGGGGUAUGAUUAUUCUGGAUAUGGGCAGUCAUCUGGAAAGCCGAGUGAGCAAAAUACCUAUGCAGAUAUAGAGGCUGCUUAUAGAUGCCUUGAAGAAGCUUAUGGAACACAUGCAGAAGACAUCAUUCUAUAUGGCCAAUCAGUUGGCAGUGGCCCAACCUUGGAAUUAGCUACUCACUUGGCAAAUUUUCGAGCGGUUGUUCUACAUAGUCCCAUUUUGUCUGGCCUGAGGGUCAUGUACCCUGUGAAGCAUUCAUACUGGUUUGACAUAUAUAAGAACAUUGAUAAAAUUCCUUUGGUCAAAUGCCCUGUGUUGGUCAUUCAUGGGAUGGCUGAUGAGGUUGUAGAUUGGUCGCAUGGAAAGAGGCUCUCGGAGCUUUGCAAAGAAAAAUACGAGCCUCUAUGGAUCAAUGGAGGUAGCCACUGCAAUUUGGAGCUCUACCCGGAGUACAUAAGACAUCUUAGGAAGUUCAUAACGGCCAUGGAGAAAUCAUCUUCUAAUAGAAACAAAUCCGCAGGCUGCUCAGGUGUUGCAGAUCCUCCUCAGACAAGCUCUGAUGGUUUGGAUAUUCCAAGGAACAGCACUGAUCAGAGGGAGAAGUCCAGGCAGAGCACUGACAAUAGGGAGAAGCCAAGGCACAGCACAGACAGGAGAGAUAAGUCUAGAGCCAGUACUGAUAGGAAAGAGAAGUCAAAGAAGGGCGCUGAUCAUGCUGACAAGGCAAGGAACAAUAUGGACCAGCCUGAGAAGCCAAGGAAGAGCUUUGAUCGCUUUGGAGGGAUGAUGAGGUCGGUCGGGUUAUGCAAUAUCGACUGUUUCAAAGUCACAGCUUCGGGGGGCUGAGGAAUACGAAGGUCAGUCUUUUAGUAUUUUUUAAUGUUCGUGUUGUAGCAUUGACCGUUUCAUUGGGUGAGUGAUUUAUUUUGGUGAAGGAAAACAUAUCCUUUUGUACUCAUUUGAGGGAAAAAAAGUGUUGGUGGGGGGGGGGUGG